AUGGACCGAUUUCCCCCUGCCCUUCUGGAGGAGUUAAGACCAGCCGUGCAGCGUGACAUCCGGUUGAUAUUAGAAGCAGUGGAAGAGGAAUAUAUUCGGCAGAAUGCGGCCUGGAAGGACACCGUGCGGCACGGUGAUGAACAAAAUCGCCGUCUGACUGCGGCCCUUGAAGCCGCGGAGGCUGCCCGUCUGCAGGAGCGUGAGAGGCUCCAGGCUUCCAUCCGCCAGUUGAACCAGCAGCUGCAGGAGGUCAAGCGCCAGGCCUCCCUGAUCCGCGCCGACCAGGCCUCGCAGACCGCCACGGGCCAGGCAAUGAUCUCCACCAUGGGCCGCCACCUCCAGGAGCUCCAGGACCAGAUGGAGAAGGAGAAGCGCCAGGCUCUGGAGAGGCAGAACGAGAUGGUAAUGGAGAUAGAGAAGAUGAGAGAGCAGAUAAAGAGAGAGAGAGAGCGGCGCGUUGAUCUGUUGUUCCUCCAGCGGCAGAGAGUCAUGGAUGAGCUGCAGCAACAGGCAGCCAGGUGGAUGCAGACAUCCAUGGCAUCUGGAGAGGGGAGCAAUGCUCCCGUUGUCUUCCUGACGUGGGGCCUUCGAGAGGAGAGGAGGAGGACACAGGAGCGCAUGCCUCUCUGUCAUGAUGACCUCCAGAGAGAAGAGCUGGAGUCUCACGUGAGGGAGCAGCUGAUGAAGGAGGAAGAGUUUGAUGCUAAAUGGGAAAUGAAAAGGCUUCACUUGGAGGCAAGCAUGCAGAAAAACCAAGAGAAACUCAGAGCUGCAGCCAAGAGGAAGCAGGAGAAAGUAGUACGAAAGACGGAGAAAGAGGCAGAGAAGAGGAGGAAGGCUGCAAGGAAGGAGGAGAAGAAGAGAGUGGAGAAGGAGAAGAAGGAGGAGAAGAAGAGAGUGGAGAAGGAGAAGAAGGAGGUGGAGAAGGCAGCAAAGGAGGAGAAGAGGAGAGUGGACAAGGAGAGGAAGGAGGCAGAAAAGGCAGCAAAGGAGGAGAAGAGGAGAGAAGAGAAGGAGAGGAAGGAGGCGGAGAGGCAGGAGAGGAGAGAGAGGAGUGCGUGCUGCUGCAGCCUCUUCUCCUGUUUUAGGAGGUACUAAACCCCGAAACCCCUAAACCCCUUUGUGUGUCCCCUGUGUGUGUGUCUGUCCGUGUGUGUGUCUGUCCUCUGUCUUCCCUUCCACCCAGGGCUGGACUGGAGGAGAAAUUGGGCACGGGCACUUUUGGUUUAAAGGGGCCCCUCAUAGGGGACAAAUAGGGCCCGGGCACUUUUGGUUUAAAGGGGCCCCUCAUGGAGGAGAUAUAAGGCCCGGGCACUUUUGGUUUAAAGGGGCCCCUCAUGGGGGAGAAAGAGGGCUUGGGCACUUUUGGUUUAAAGGGGCCCCUCAUGGGAGAGAAAUAGGGCCCGGGCACUUUUGGUUUAAAGGGUGCCCUCAUGGAGGAGAUAUAAGGCCCGGGCACUUUUGAUUUAAUGGGGCCCCUCAUGGGGGAGAAGG
Engraulis encrasicolus (European anchovy) is the source of this 1494-nucleotide messenger RNA. RefSeq names its product trichohyalin-like. The coding region runs from base 1 to 1098 and encodes 365 amino acids. The record is from RefSeq and is a predicted model, not a curated record. The transcript has 5 exons. Lineage: Eukaryota; Metazoa; Chordata; Actinopteri; Clupeiformes; Engraulidae.